AUGUGGGACUUUGGAACAACGGUGGCCCUGAACUCUGUGGUGCAAGAAGGAAUGGAAAGUACAGGUUCAAGCAUAUUCUCUCCUGUGGAUCUUUCCCAGUUGCUCCAGGCUGAGGAGAACAGGAGCAAACGCCUGGAGAAAGUCCACGUCGUUCUGGGGAAUAAAUCCUGUGAUUUGGAUUCUCUCAUUUCUUCUUUGACUUAUGCCUUCUUUCUAGACAAGGUCAGCCCUCCUGAUGUUCUUUGCUUACCAGUGUUGAACAUACCAAGAAGAGACUUCAGCUAUUUCACAGAAACAAGAUUUAUAUUGGAGGAGCUGAAUAUCCCAGAGUCAUUCUGUAUCUUCCGAGAUGAAAUCAAUUUGCACCAGCUGAAUGCUGAAGGGAAAUUGUCUUUAACACUUGUAAACGGCAGCAUGCUGACAAGUGAGGAUAAAAGUUUGGAAUCAGCUGUUGUCAAAGUCAUCAAUCCAGAUGAGCAAUGUGACGGCAGCCUGGAGUUACAAGCGUCUUCUUCCUCUCUAGUAGUAAAAGAGAUUCUUCAAGAGGCACCAGAGUUAAUCACUCAGCAACUGGCUUAUCUCCUCAGAGGAAGCAUUCUCUUCAAGUGCAUGUCUUUGGAGCCUGAGAGAAUUACAGAGCAGCAGGAGAAAGUGCUGUCAAUGCUGGAGGAAAAGUUUCCAGAUCUGCCCCCACGGGAGGAAAUUAUCUCCGUUCUCCAGGAGACUCAGUUUAAUUCUCAAACAGGCAUAAAUAUUGAGGAGGUUAUGCUGAAGGAUCUCAAGGAGCUUUCAGAUGGAGAGAUCAAAGUAGCAAUCAGUACUGUGUACAUGACACUGGAGGACUGCGUGUUACACAGGAGUCUCGUUGGUGGUCUGAAAGCAUUCAUAGAUAAGUACGGGUUUGAUGUACUUGUCAUUUUGGCCAACUGUUUGUCAGAUGAGGAGCAAACCAAACGACAAAUAAUAGUAUAUUCAGAAAACUUAGAACUAGGCAAUCAAGUCUGCUGUGAAUUAGAGGAAUGUCAGAAUCCUUGUUUGGAGCUGGAUCCUCUAGAAUGUGGAUGUGACCAAAUUCUCGUUUAUCGUCAAGAAAAUUCUUUGGUGACCUGUGAUCAAAUCCUUCUUCUAGUUAAGGAAGUUAUAAAUAGAAGACAACCAGAAAUGGUAUCAAACAGUAGAACUUCUUCUACUGAAGCUGUUGCUGGGAGUGCUCCACUUUCACAAGGAUCUUCUGGUAUUAUGGAGUUAUAUGGUUCUGAUGUAGAACCGCAGCCCAGUUCCGUCAAUUUUAUAGAAAAUCCUCAAGAUCUCAAUGGAUCUAUACCAGCCCAUGUUGAUGUUAACGUAGAUCUUGUGAGUCCAGACAGUGGAUUGGCCACUAUUAGAAGCAGUCGAUCUUCCAAGGAGAGUUCUGUUUUUCUUAGUGAUGAUAGCCCUGUUGCAGAAGGUGCUGCUUCCCAUCACAGUUUUCUGCCUGGUUUUGAUUCCUACAGCCCUAUUCCUGAAGGUACAAUAGCAGAGGAACAAAAACCUCAGUCUAGAAACAAUAGCGAUAACUUUGAUCUUUUCAAUUUUGAUAUAGCACCCAUGGUUACAGCUCCAUCUGAGUCAUCUUCUCGUUCUGUUGACUGUUCCCCAGCAGACGACUUUUUUCUUAAUAGUGAUUCAUCAGAAGGACAACCACCCACUGUGCAGAAAGAACUCAGUGAGGCAAACCUACUAGAAAAUGACAUACCAAAUUAUUCAACUGACUUACUGAUGUCAACAAAUGAGGAAGACAAUUUGGCUGAAUUUGAUGUGAAUCCAGGAGAUACACGUGAGAAAACUGCAAGUUUGAUCAAUAUAGGUGAAGGUGAUUCUUCUUCACCUGAAAUGUUGAAAUCUGCUGAUUCAAGAAUUCCACCAACUCCUAUGAACAGUCUUGUAGAAACUUCUCCGUUAGAUAAUGGACAGCCUUUGUUCUUUCCACAAGAUAUAGUAAAAAAAAUUAAUGAAAUGGAUAGCACAAACUAUUCUCAGUCUCGUGUUAGAUAUGGGAGCUGGUGGGAUGGCUUUGACCUAGAGUCUAGAAAUGCUGAUACGUGGAGUUCAAGUGAGCAAGAAUCUGUAUUUCAGAGCCCUGUCUUAUGGAAAGAUUGUAAAACAAGUCCAUUGUUACGGGAACAUAUUGAAAGAAGAGCCUCAGAUUCUGUGUUCUUGCAAAAACAGCCAAAGCAAGUGGAAUACACAAGAACAAGUCUGUGGGAUAAUCAGUUUAAACAAGAUAAUCAGAACCUAGCGAAUGAAGAGAAAAACAUUGAACAUUCAUGUUUGCAAACUGCUUCCUUUGUGGACACAGAGCAAGAAGUAGAGAACUUUACUGACCCUUGGAAGGCAAGUCGGCCAAUAUCUGUGGUUUCAGAUGUAUGGUAUACUGGUGAAGGGAAAGGUGGUCAACUAGCUGGAGACUCUUAUGAAGUGUGGACUGAGUUUGGUGCAGAUGGUAUUGCUAAAUCCUCAGAAAAAGUAUGGAAUAUGCCCAAACUGGACAGAGAAAAGAAAACAGUGAAUAAUCCUGAGGAAUGGACCAUAUCAAAAACUAGCUUAUCAGAUUCUUCAGAAAUCAUAGCAGACAACGAGACUGAAAAUGCAGCUAUUCAGGUGUCUCCAGAAGCCUGGGAUAAAAAGAGAUACUCUGUAGAAGAAAAUGGAACAUCUGAAAAUGCAAAUUUUACUAUCAACAAUAUGCAAAACAAUUUCAGGUUACAAACAGAGGAAAAAAAUCUAUUGGUUGACCCUAAACAUAGACCAAAACAAUUUGAAAAUAUAGAGACCUGGAAUUUAUAUGAUAAAAAUGUCAGGAAAGAAGUAACAGAAGUAGUGGUACCAUGGGAAGAUACCUUCUUGGCAUAUAAAUGCUCAGACCUUAGCUCGUCAAACAUCGGUGAAGAUUUAGUUAUUUCUCCACUAGACACCAAUUAUUCAACGUCUGACUCAUAUAUAUCACCUACGUAUGUGGGAGAUGAAAGAGAAAAAGAGGAUAAAGAUUUUGACGAGGAAGCAAUUACUGAUAAAUUCAUAAUCCCAAAUUUAGAUGAACCAAAAGUACUUGAGAAAGCAGAUAAGAAACUGCUGUCUCCCAGAAACAUACCUUUUUCAAGCUCCAGAAACACAGCCAUCUGGGAUACACCCUUAAAUAAUGAAACCCACUUAACAGAAAGAAAUUCUGAGAUUACUGCUCUUUCUGCCACUGACAUACCUGUACUUAAUUCAGAGCAAACAGCUUACCAGUAUUUUUCAACUGAGAAAAACACCGAUGAAAAUAACUUUUCUAUCUCUCUAAACAGAAAAAUAACACCAGCAUACCAUCAAACAGUGAAUGACUUGUCACCACCACGGAAUGAAUUAAAUAUUAGAUGUACAUCUGAAAAUGUAGAAAUGAUGAGCAAUGUUCCUGUAGAAGACACAGACAUAUCUACAACAACUUCAGAUGCUGGAAACAUUUUGAAUCUGAAAGCAUUUGACUUAGAAAGUGAGAUACUGGGUGAAGAAGAAGCACAAAACACUGUUAAUGAUGAAAAGCUGGAUAGUUGGCCGUUAGUGCUGGAGCCAGACUCACGGAGUUUGCAGAUGAAGCAGGAUUGUGAGGAAGCCUGGGAGAGCUACAAUACCAUUGUCACCUCUCCGGAAGGAAAUGAGAAACGUAAGAGAAUAAAUGAAACAGAUGGACAGCAAAAUAUUAGUGACAUUUGUAACAAACCAGUGCAAGAUGACAGUGAAUCUUCAUGUAAUGCUGAUUCAGAAGAAAAUAGGUCAAUUUGUGAAGUUCCCAGUGCACUAGAAAAAAUGCGGAGUAAUGUUAGAUCAGAAACUUCAGACAGAGAGAACGUGUCAGUUUCCGAUGACUUUAAUAUAGUCAGCCAGGAAGAGAGGAAAGAGUUAUUGCAGGACAAUGAAGAAUCUUCUUCAAGUGCUUCUGAGGAAGAUAGAAAUUAUGAAUCUUUUGAUGACUCCAAGCCACAAAAUUACAGUUGUUCUGAAACAUCACAGCCACUUUCUGAGAAAGGUGAAAAGGAGACUACAGUGAUAGAUGAUGCACUGAGUUCUGAGAUGGAAAGCAUCUCAGAAAGUUCCAACAGAGGUACUGAUAAUCGUGAAGAUAAAUCUUCUAAAAUGCCUGAAAAUGUAGGUGUCUGCAGUGACUCUGGGAAGAGUGGUUCUCACUUAGCCACAUCAAUUCCUGUGAAGAAUGAAGCAGCAGAAGUGCAGACAGAAGAGAAAGAGGGCUUGUAUGAUGUGGUUCCUAAUAAUUUAGGCCUUUGUAAUUCUGAGUUAUUGUCUUCUGAGGAUAGCCCAGAACUGAGCAGCACUCAUGAAAAAUCUUUCCUAGAUGAGUCUCCACAAGUUAAAUUUCAGAAAAGUCCUUCUGCUGGAUAUGUCAGUGUUCCUGACAUUACAGAUAUAUCUGUGGUUAAAAGUUCAUUUUCAUGUGACAUAGAUUCUGGGAGAAGUGAAAAUUCUGAAAACUUAGAAUCUGCUAAUAACCUUUUUGGAGAGGAAUGUGUGGCACUUCAUGACAGUUUCCCCCAAACUGCUUGGAAUUCACUGCCAACUGAAGAUUUGCUAUCUCCUGGAACAAGUCCUGAGGCAAGUGAGGUCCUUGAAAUGGUAAACACCACAAGCAGCAUUUCUAAAGAUAUACAGAUCAAAAGUUACUUGGAGGAAGAUAGUAUGUGGAGUGAUUCUAUAAAUGAUUAUACACACUCAACUGGAACAAGUCCCGAUUUAAGUGAUGCUUCUGUGAAUGCAUGGGGAGACCUUCCAGUUGCUAGCCAUCAAGCAGAGAGUAGAGGUAUAUGGGAUUUCACAAAUGAUAAAAAAAUUGAGGAGGCUCAUAAAAAAAAAGAAUUUGGGAGUGAAUGUCAAGAAGGGCUUAAAACAAGCACUGAACACAAAGUUCCUAAAAAUUUAGAUUUUUGGAAUGCCCAUGUAGAUGAUGAUACUGUAUCUUCUUUGUCAAGUCCUGAAAUAAAUGAGGAUUCAGAGAAUUCAGAUACCUGUCCAGCAGUGAUGAGUGAAGAUUCCACAUAUGAAAAAAAUAAACACAGAACAUCUGAAAUUGGAGGGGAUUAUGCACAAUCCAAUGCAACAAGUCCUGAAACAGAUGAAGACAAUUUACAUAAAAAAAAUAAGAUGGGAGAGGAGGUCCAAGUAAGCAUCUUAAAUGAGAAUCCUGAAACACUUAAAGCUGAGAGUAUAUCAAAGGAUGGCCUGACUAUAACUGAGUCUGAUGAGGCUUCUGAACAUUUACAGCACCAGGAAACACUUCAGGAAAAAGCUGAAGAGACUAUUUUCAGUGAAAAAAAUGGUACUUCAGAAGACUCAUGUUGGCAUGAAGUGAAUGAAGAUACUACACUGACUUUUGCGGUUGGCGAUAAAGAAGAAUAUUCCUCAAAAGCUUUAGAUAAGUGGAAUAUGUCACAGGAAGCUGAUUCAGGAUUUGAACCAAAGUCCAUAGUAAAAACAUAUGAUUUUCCAGAUGACAGUUCAGAAUGGUGGAAUUCACAAAAUUGUGAAGAAAAGCGAGUGGAAGAUCAAUAUUCUACUUCAAAUCUUUCUAUAGCAAACCAGUUGAUAAACAGUAAGCAGGGCUCCUGGGGACCACCUAUGCCGAAUGAACAGCUAGAAGAUGCACAUUUCACUCAUCCGAAUAGUGAAGGAAUUCAGGCUCUCCACCUACACUGCAGUGAAAAAGAAAAUGAAAGGCUAACACAGGCUAUGAAUAUUCAUGAUAGCGAAAUAAAUCAAGAUACUGAACAGUUCAAACAAUUAGAUCCCUUCAUAGUCGACAAAGAAGGAAGGGACUUCAAAGAGGAGCCUUUUCCCACAAAUGAGGGAGAUCAACUGACUACACAGAAUCCCUUUUCAGAAGAUUAUGAACUAAGUAUGUCAAAUACAUUAGUUCAGGAAAACACAAUACUUGCUGAACCAAAUGACAGUGAGGGAGGUGCAAGUCUCAUUCCUCAAGAACAACAGCUAGGUACCUGUGAAACAGUAGAAGUGCAGAACUCCCUGCCAACUGCUUUCACUGUAGAAGACUUAUCUUUUGAAAUGACUGAGAAGUCAAGUCCAGGGUGGAAUAUGGUAGUUCCCCAACCUGCACUUAUCCCAGAUAUUUUGCAGGAUAACACCCAACAAAAUAAUCAGCUGUUUUCAGUGAAACCUGACCUGUGGACUAAUACCGAGCAGCUUUUCACUCUGAAAGGAGACAGUGAAAAUCCUGAUAUAUUAAGUCACUGUGACCAAGACAAUAGUUCAGAGGCAUCAAGCAGUCCAGAUGUGUGUCAGGAGUACGACAGUAGGUGUGCCUCUCUCCCAUCUUCUCAGACUGAGGUGGAGUCUGAAGGCAAACAUAGUCAGCUGAUUUGCACACUGUCAAAUAUAAGUAAAGAGGUAGAUUUUGAUUCAGAGUAUCAGUUAGCAAUGCAGAAGUUGGAGGCACAGUCUGAAAGUGACAGUCCCCAGAACUAUGAUCAAGGAAGGACCAAUGAAUCCUACCAGCUAAUCUCUGCUAAUGCUCAGGAGCCUUCUACACUUGCAAUUUUGGAAGAAUAUGGCCUAGAAAGGAAAUCUGUUACUGAGAAGGCUGAGUCAAUUAAGAUCCCUAUUGAAGUUUUAGGAGCAACAUCCUUAGAUCUGGAAGAUACAUUCCAUGAAAGUCAUAUGGCUGCAAGCCGUCAAGAAACACCAGUUGAUUCAGCUCAGACAGCGGACUCCCAAACACAUUUUAUUCCCACUGAUUUCACUCUACCCAAUAUGCCAGAACAAAGCUUAAAAGAAAUGAGAGCCUUGGCUGAAACUGGAAAAUAUUCUGUUACUGACCAUACGGCAGUAACUGGUGAUAAAUUAGAAAUAGCAGGUGAACGCAUGGAUGGAUCUGAGACUCAGGUGGAACGUAACAUCAGUAACACAUCAGUCACUAAUACCCCAUCAAACACAUGCACUGGAAUGAACACAUGGACAGUAGUGGGCAGUGAAGCAGCAGAAAGGGAAUCAAGUGCAAAACAGAUAUUCUCCCGCAGACCUUUUCUGUCUGGUGAUAAUGAAGUCCAUGAAUCUGAUUCAAAUAAUGGGCUAGUUGGUGACAUAAUGAAAGAACCCAAACAUAAAAUUGAAAAUGAUGUCCCCGUGUAUAAGGGAAUGACUACUGAUCAAUUGCUGGUCAUGUGCACUCCAGCUUCCCAUGUAUCUCUUGGUGCCAAACGCUCUGGCAGCGGAGAGUGUUCCAAGGAUGAGCUUUUGUUAGAGAAGCCAUUUUGUGACAAUGUUGCUUUGGAAAAGCCUUUACCUCUGCUUACUCCUCCGGAAGAUGCAGAAGGCACCCUAAUGAUCAAGGUUGACAGCGUCAAGGAUCAGAUGCCUGACACAUCUGCAGAGUGCCCUCAGCAAGUAGCUUCAGGAGGCUCUGAGAUUUUGAUGAGAAUCAAACAUGAAGCAGAAACGACUGAUCUCGACUCACCACCAGGUGGAGAUAAAGGAUCACCCGAUGAAGCUGCCACUGACCCACUUUAUAGGAAGAGUAAGUUGAGAAAUUCCUCCGAGAGCCCUGAACUGAGAAGUGCAGAGGAUAAGGAAGAUAUGAGGACGCAGGUGCACAGAGAUCAAACUUCACUGGAGAUGGAUUACAUCCUUAUUACGGGGGAAGAAAAUACACCUUCAAGGGAGGGUACUCUUGAAGCAAAAGGAAGUGAUUUCGCGUUUCAAGAAGUUAAUGUAGCUGAACAAACAGAAUCUCAUGAAGGCUUUUCACCAGGCUCCUUGGAUACAUUUCAGCCGAUCUCCGUAAUAAAUGGAAGGGAAGACCAGUGUGUUUGGGGGUCUGAAUGGGACUCUGUUAACUUAGCAGAGAGAAGUUCUUCUGUCAUGCCUCAAAAACUGGACGAUGAAAGGAAAUUGCCGGAAAACUGUGGGCAAGAUGAGGACUGGAUUGUUUUGGGCCAAAAUGAACUCAGUGUCAUAUCACCUGAAGAAGUUUCUGCCAGAUUAGAGACACCAAAAUCAGGAUCUGGACAUUCUGGCAAAGAACUGGAACUUGUUGUAGCGCAGGAAUCAAUUCUUGACAUUCAAGCAGAAUUUCAGCUUGAAGAUCCCCUUCAUAAAUCAUCUGAAUUUGGGGAAUGUUCUGCCUUGGACCAUCUGAGUACUGAGGAUGAGAAUUUCACAAGAGCAGAUGUGCUCAUGUUGCAGGUGGUUGGCGGUGAUGGUGUAUGGGAAGCAAAUUCUCAACAGAGACUCAGAAAUAAUGUAGUAACAGUACAAGAAAUGGAGGAAGAAACAAUGUUUCUCAACAGUGAAAGAAAACUGAGACAAAAAUCAGGAUUGUUACUGGAGAAUGUGGGAAUGGACAUCCCCUUUGCUGAGGGUGUAUUAAGCCCUGGUUCUACAGAAAUGAGACCUGAACCUCCCAAUUCUCUUGAUCUUGAUGGCUCCCAUCCCAGAAGAAUAAAGCUUACCGCUCCAAAUAUCAAUCUCUCUUUGGACCAGAGUGAAGGAUCAAUACUUUCUGAUGAUAAUUUGGAUACACCAGAUGAAAUUGACAUCAAUGUUGAUGACCUUGACACUCCUGAUGAAGCCGAUUCUUUUGAAUACACUGGACAAGAACACAAGACAGUCGUUAAGGAUGCCUCCCAGGAGGAGUCUGAAUCAAUUCCAGAGUACACCGCUGAGGAGGAGCGAGAGGAUAACAGGUUGUGGAGAACAGUGGUUAUUGGAGAACAAGAGCAACGGAUUGAUAUGAAAGUCAUUGAACCUUACAGAAAGGUCAUUUCGCAUGGAGGAUACUAUGGUGAUGGUCUGAAUGCUAUCAUUGUGUUUGCUGCAUGCUUCUUGCCAGACAGCAGUCGAACUGAUUACAACUAUGUCAUGGAAAAUCUUUUUCUAUAUGUAAUAAGUACCUUAGAACUGAUGGUAGCUGAAGACUAUAUGAUUGUCUACUUGAAUGGAGCAACGCCAAGAAGGAGGAUGCCAGGACUUGGUUGGAUGAAAAAAUGUUACCAAAUGAUUGAUCGGCGAUUAAGGAAGAACUUGAAAUCAUUUAUAAUUGUCCAUCCAUCAUGGUUUAUCAGGACAAUUCUGGCUGUGACACGACCUUUUAUAAGCUCUAAGUUCAGCAGUAAGAUACAGUAUGUCAGCACAUUGGCAGAGCUCCGUGAGAUGAUUCCAAUGGAAUACGUACACAUACCAGAGAGUAUCGUCAAGUACGAUGAAGAGAAGUAUUUUAAGAGAAGAAUGAGAACUGGCUGCCUCUCAAAUGAUCCAGAAAUGACUUCAAUGGAGCAGGACAUUGACAUGAGGCUGAAAUAAAAAGAACUGCUUGCAGGCAUUUGAAGAAGAGGGUUUGCAUGGACUUUCAUCACCCAGACGCCCGUGGCCAUGGCGUACAAUAGGCAGUUUGGUUCAUUUUAUUUGUUUUACGGUUCUUCAGUGCCAUUCAGCAAUCCAAGAUAAACAAAAAGGCCAAUCCUGUUGCCAUGCAAACAGCAGAAAUUUGGACUUUGCUACAUGUUGUUUUCUGAAAUAUAGGUUGGAUUAGGAGAGCUCUAUCAUCUAGCAUUCGUUUAUAUAAGUGUGUGCAAUUUCUGUUUAAAAUUAUUACCCUAUUUCACCAACAGUGUGCCUCGUGAAUGAGUCAGUGAGGAUGUAGUUGUGUUUCAAUUUUGUCUUCAGCAUAUUAAUGUUUAUGCAUAACAAAGCAGACAGAAUAGUAUUGUUACAAUAAAUAUUAGCAUAGUUUGUUUCACAAAGCAGUUGCAACUUUAUUAUUUGAAGAGAAUUUGAGAAAUGAUGCAGGAGUUCUUUUUGAAUGAGUCUAUUUCUUGUUAUCUGAAAAGUCUCCAUGUUCACUUAACUCUACUACCUUUUAAUUUGGCCACAAAAAAGUCUAAUAUAUUUUAAAAUUAGACAUUAAAGACUUCCCAAAGGACAAAUGAC
Messenger RNA from Rhea pennata, 9969 nucleotides. RefSeq names its product prune homolog 2 with BCH domain (gene PRUNE2). Gene Ontology annotation, cellular component: cytoplasm. Gene Ontology annotation, molecular function: pyrophosphatase activity. NCBI's taxonomy places the organism in Eukaryota, Metazoa, Chordata, Aves, Rheiformes, Rheidae. The record is from RefSeq and is a predicted model, not a curated record. The coding region runs from base 1 to 9342 and encodes 3113 amino acids. The transcript is spliced from 19 exons. Gene Ontology annotation, biological process: apoptotic process.